Molecule: messenger RNA, 3888 nt
Organism: Lodderomyces pseudojiufengensis
Lineage: Eukaryota; Fungi; Ascomycota; Pichiomycetes; Serinales; Debaryomycetaceae
Product: ubiquitin-specific protease
Exons: 1
Coding region: 1-3888 (1295 amino acids)
Biological process (GO): regulation of proteasomal protein catabolic process; protein deubiquitination; proteasome-mediated ubiquitin-dependent protein catabolic process
Molecular function (GO): proteasome binding; cysteine-type deubiquitinase activity
Source: RefSeq, a predicted model, not a curated record
AUGUUGCAGGAAGAGUUUAUAGAGGAUCUUGAUCUGCAACAAGAACAAGUAAAUUAUCAACAACCACAAACAAGCGCUGAUUCUACAUCGGAUUCGGACAAUAAAUCACCUUUAACUUAUCAUUCAAACAAGAUAGCAGUUUCUCAAGAAGAACCACCAACUCAAUUCAAAAGUAGAAAUCCAUUCAGAACAGGAACAGACCUUUCAAUUUCACAAUCUCAAUUACAAUCACAAUCUACAUCAGAAAAUGAAUCAAAACCUCCAUCAAAUUCACCACCUCAAUAUAAUGAAUCUCAAUUAAAGACUCAUGAAUUAAAUCUACUAAAAACUAAUAUACCGCAUAAUGAAAUAAUCAAAUACCCAUUCAAAACAUUAAAUAGAAUAUUAGAUGAUAUAAAAUGGUCAGUACCGAUAUUGAAGAAUCUAAAUUAUAGUCUUUUAAAUAAUAAACCUAUUGAUUAUUCAAAUAAAUUACAAAAUUUUGUUAAUAAUUCACAUCAUAAUGAACAAAUAUGGAUAUUAAAUGAAAAAAUAGAUUUUUGUCCAUCAACGGAAAUUAUUCAGCUCCAAGAAACCAAUCAAGUAGUGACUAUAAUUCGAGGUGUAAUAGCAAGCAAGUCAAGACCAGACCAAAUACAUCAUUUUAAGUUAAUCAUACUAGAAAAUGCAUCAAAUCCAUUUGUUAUUGAUUUUGAUAAAAAUCUGUAUCAUCUUAUACCUAAGUCAUUGAUAACAAGACAUGAUUUGGAUUUGUUAUUAGAAAACUAUGAUGAACGAAAUCAGAUUAUAGAUGAUUCAUAUUAUAAAUGUGCCACUUCACCGAACAAUCAAAUUUUAAGAAUUUCAAUUUUCAAACCUGAAUUUAAUCAAAAAGAAGAUUUCGAACCUUUAAUUGAUGAAAAACUAAUAAAAGAAAGAUUUUUAUCGCUUAUCGAACGUCAUCCUGAUUUAUCAAAAGAUGUAAUUCCAACUCCAGUUAAUUGUAUAAAUACUUUAAUCAAAGUUUUAAAAGGUCCAUUGACAUAUAAUGGCCCAGAACAGAGGACAAUAAGUUUGAAAGGAACAGCUAUGGAAACUUCAAUUGAUGUUAAUUUAUUAUUACAAAAACUUUCUUUUACAUUAAGUUCUGAUGAAGAACAUGUCAUACCUCCAAAUCUAAAUGAAUUCCCACAAUUAAAAGAAUCAUUUAAAAGAAAACUGGCAGAAUUGAUAUUUUUUGCAACAAAAGUUUUAAAAGACACUAACAAUAGCUUCCAUCAAUAUUCAUUUUCAGAUAAUAUGGUUCAAGUAUUUAAUAGAAUUCCAGAAUGUGAUAAAAAUACAAGUAUUCAUAAUUUCAAUAGUAAUUAUUCAAAUAGAUUUCAAUAUUUUAUUGCAUUAAGUGCUUCAGCAUAUUUUAGUGAUGAAAUUAUAAUUAAAUGUUUUGAAAAUUCAGUUAGAUCUGAUCCAAUUAAUCAAUUAUAUUAUAUUGACUACUUAAAAGAUGUAAGUAAUUUUCUUCAACAUAAUUCACAAAAUAUUAAAUUGAAUUCAUAUAUUAAUAAAUGUCAACAACAACUGGAAAGCUUCUUUGGAUACAAAGAUUUACAAGAUUCAUUGAAAAUUAUUGGAUAUCCUUUGGAUAGUGUUGUCAAAGAAGAUGUGAUUAUUGCGAUGUAUAAAGAAUUAUAUAAAAAUGAUCCUAGAAAUUAUCAAUAUUAUCGUGAUCAUUUAAAAAGAAUUGCAAUUGCAAAUAAUUCAGAAAGUUUAAAAGAAUUUUUAGCAUAUGAAAUUAUACCAAUGAAUUUAGCAAUUAAUGAAUUAGGUAUUGAAGAAAUAACAGAAGACGAAGUUGUUAUUACUGCAUUUGAAUUUAAAGUUGAUGAUAUAAUGACACAAAAUAUGAACCCCAAUUCAAAUGAAAUUAAAAUGUUAAAUAAAGCUUUAACUUCAAUUGCAAUAAAUAGAAGAAGUAAUUUAUUAUUAAAUUAUUUGGAAACUAAAUAUCCUGAAUAUGUUAAAAUACCAGAAUUAGAAAAAUAUACUUUACAAAUGUCAUAUGAAGUAUUAAAUUCUGACAGCAAGACAUCUGAAUUUGAAAUUAUAAAUCAAUUUCAAAUAAAACUUUUAUCAAAUGAAAAAGAUAUAAGAAUAUUAAGACAUUGUUUAAGAUCAAUUGGAGAAGAUAAAAAAUCAGAAAUUUUAUUGAGUUAUUUGAAAACAGGUAAAAUUGAUUCUUCAUUAUUACCUCCUGAAAAUUGGCCAGCUGGUCUUGAUAAUAUUGGAAACACUUGUUAUUUAAAUUCACUAUUACAAUAUUAUUUUUGUAUUAAACCUUUAAGAGAUUUAAUUUUAAAUUUUGAUUCUAAUAAUUAUAAUUUAAAUGAAUUUGAUGCAAAUAGAAAAAUUGGUGGAAGGAAAGUUGAAGAACUGGAAAAAUUUAGAUCAAAUCAAUUUAUUUAUCAAUUACAAAAUUUAUUUAAACAAAUGAUUCAUACUGAUAAAAGAUGUGUUGCACCAAGUAAAGAAUUAGCUUAUUUAUCUUUUUUACCAUUAUCACAACCUGUAAAUUUUAAAGAACCAACAAAGCAUAAAGAACCUGAAGUGAUUGAAAUAUUGGAUAGUGAUAGUGAAGUUAUUGAAAAUGAACCUAAUCAAAAUGGUGUGGUGGAGGAAGAUAAAACAUUAAUUGAUAUUGAUAAUGAAGAUGAUGAUAUGAAUGGUACACUUGAUCCACCAGUUCAUAUUGAAACUCAUACCGUUGAACCUCAAGAUUUGGUUGAAGAAACAUUUAUUGAAAAAGUAGAAUCUAACCUGGAAGAACAGCCUGAAAAUUCAAAAUUAUUAUCCAUAUCAACGGAUCAAAUUGAAAGUACAAUUGAAAUAGGUCGUCAACAAGAUGUAACUGAAUGUAUUGAAAAUGUCAUUUUUCAAAUUGAAUCAGCUUUACCACCUGAAUAUAUAGAUAAAGAAGAUGGUGAACAAAUUGAUUUAAUUAAAAAAUUAUUUUAUGGAAAAACUAAACAAACCAUUCAACCAAUUGAUAAACCAGAUUCAAUAAGAGAAUCAACUGAAAGAUUUAAUAGUUUGAUUAUAAAUGUUAGUGAUCAUCCAAAGUCUAUAUAUGAUUCAUUAGAUAAUUAUUUUAAUGAAGAUUUAGUUAAAUUAGAAGAAGGAUUAGUUAAAAAAUCAGUUACAAUAACUGAAUUACCAGAAAUAAUGCAAUUUCAUGUUCAAAGAGUAAUGUUUGAUAGAGAAAAAUUAAUGGCUUAUAAAAGUAUUGAACCAAUACCUUUUAGUUCUAAAAUUUAUCUUGAUAGAUAUUUAGAUACAAAAGAUGAAAUAAUAUUAAAUAAAAGGUCAGAAGUAUUUAAUUGGAAAAAUCAAAUUAUUGAAUUAAAUAAUGCUAAAAAUGAAAUUUUACAAAAAGAUGAAAAUACUUCAAUGACUAUAAUUGAUAAUUUAAUUACAACAAAAAAAUUUUUAGAAAAUAGAAUUAUUCAAGAUGAUAAAUUAUCUAUAGAAUUAACAACUAUUCAAGUAAUAUCAGAUGAAAUUUUAAAUUUACAAAAUCAAUUAGUUAAAAUUGAUUCUAAAAUAAAUUAUCUUCAAGAAAAAAUUAAUAAUCAAUUUAUAGAAUACAACAAGAUAGGUUAUUCAAUAUUUGCAAUUUUUAUACAUAGAGGAGAAGCAAGUUAUGGUCAUUAUUGGAUAUAUAUAAAGGAUCCUCAUCAAAAAAAUAUUUUUAGAAAAUAUAAUGAUGAAAUUAUAACGGAAGUUCAAGAUUCUGAAAUUUUUAAUUUUUUAGAAUCAAAUACUGCUACUCCUUAUUAUAUAGUUUAUGUUAAAGAUGAAUUAGAAAAUCAAUAUAUUAAUCCAUUAAAUAGGAUUAUAGAAAAAUGUGGAUAG